AAAAAAAACAGUUCAAUAUCCUAAAAAUAUAUAUGUAUUAUACCUAUAUUUUUAUGUAUGAAUGUAAAAAAGAGGGGGGAGAGAUGUAGUGCGAUUUGUGUCGAUUGACGCAAAAAACAUUAUUUCCACAAGUUGUAAAAUCAAAAUAAUAAAAAUGUUUACUAUGUCAUACAAUAAUAUCGAAUCAAAAAUAUUACGAAAUUUAGAAAAAAGUAAUAUAGUACAUCGACACCAGUCAGGCACAGGACUAUGGCUAGGAUUGCUAAUUGGUAUCUGUGCUUUGGUUACAUUAAUAAAAGAGGACAAUAGUUAUUCAGAAAUAUGUUUACUCAAUGGAAUAACAGGAUUCGGAUUAAUUAUGAGUUGUAUUUGUUUAAUAUUUCAACUGUACAUGGGUACAACAUCCACUAAAGAUUUUCAGUUGUUAUAUUUUUUACCAACGGGUUUAACAUCGCUGUUAUAUUUACUCUGGGCAGAUAAAGGUUUACUGGUAAGUGUGUCAUGGGGUUUAGGAGUUGGAACUUUGAGUACCUGGGGAGUGUUGCAGCUUAUGAGUUACUUACCAGGAUGUCUAACAUUAGGUGAAUGUAUUACUAUAAUGCAUGGAAUUAUAUUGUUUCUUUUAUCGAGUGGAACAAAUUUACCUUUAAGAUAUCAUUUGCCACCUUUGCAUGACGAUGAUAUUGCAACGACUAUUUUACAGGUCGGAAUUAUUUACGUCGGAUUGUUAUGUUUAAUUUGCACUUUUUAUCCUCAAUCACGAUCAGCAAAUUUUUUUUAUCCAAUAGCUUUUGGAAUUUUACUAAUUGUCGUGAUCCCAGUGUUACAUAUUUUAUUAGACCAAAGUCCCUUGUUGUGGAUAUUAUUUUUUGUAUUCGGAAGUUUCAGAAAAAUAUCAUUGAUAAUGUAUUGGAGUGUGUGUUUGCUGAUAGCAAUAAUUAUCAUCACUCGUCAAAUAUUAUCCGAUUCAUCAGCAAGUACAGUAGAGCGAAAAACUUUUCAUCUUUUAUCAGUUUUAGUGUACACUCCAGGAUUAAUAUGGGAACCAACAUUACUUUAUCUCGCGAGUGGAAUUAUUAUGGGAUUAUUUAUGAUGCUUGAGUUAAUGCGCUUGAUAAACUUACCGCCGAUGAAUAAAAUUUUACAACUCGGAUUUUCAGCAUUUGUAGAUGAAAAAGAUUCAUUAAUUUCGUUAACUCCGUUGUAUCUUCAUAUUGGUGUAUCAUUUCCUUUAUGGAUGCCAUCAAGUAAUAUCGAAUUAUUACCUCUAAUGAGUGGUAUGAUCGUAUUAGGUAUAGGUGAUUCAGCAGCUAGUUUUAUUGGCAGUAAAUAUGGAAAACAUAAAUGGCCAGGAACUUCUAAAACACUAGAGGGUACAAUUGCCUGUAUUUUGAGUCAAUUAUUAUUCAUCUACGGACUCGCUGUAGUCGGACUAGUCUCUGGUGGAUUGGCUCUGAUAAAAAGUACUCUAGCAGUUAUUGCAGUAUCGAUCAUCGAAGCACAAACGAAUCAAGUUGAUAAUCUCCCUCUACCUCUUCUUCUAUAUAUUUUUUUGAUAUUAUAAAUAUUUUUAUAUUUUUAUUUUAUAUCUAGAAAAAAAAACUUAAUUGAUCGUUUAGUUUUUAUAAUUAGAUCAAAAACAAAGUGAUCAUACUAAAAUUGUUUUGGUUGUUAUAGUUUCAUAUAUUAUUAAUAAUUGAUAUUUUGAGUAAUAUCUGGAUAUAAUUGUAAAGUUUACAGUGCCUUAGGAUACACUUCAGCAUUGCAACGAUGAAUUUAUUUAACAAAUUAAUUAUAAGAUUAAUUUUAUAUGUUCCUUAUUGAAUUUUUUUAUCUUUUUAAUAGAAUUAUUAUUAAUAAAAAUAGUCAUUUUUUUAAUUCCAGCCAACAGCGGUUCAUAACUAUUGAUAUAUUUAAUUAUUGUUUAAGUUAAUGUAACAGUUUUUAUUAUAUGUGUAAAUUUAGUUUAACUCGUAUAUUUAGUACUAAUGUUUAUGGGAUAUUACCAUUGCAUUCCUACAAAUUAAUGUAAGGUAUUUUUUCUAAAACAAGAUAAAUAUUUUUAUCUUAUGAAAUAUUAAUUAUACUAAACCAUUUUAUGAAAUAUUUUUUUACAUAAAUGAAAAAUAACAAUAUAUUAAUAAAAAAGUUGAAAGAUUA
Messenger RNA from Microplitis demolitor, 2160 nucleotides. RefSeq names its product dolichol kinase (gene Dolk). Lineage: Eukaryota; Metazoa; Arthropoda; Insecta; Hymenoptera; Braconidae. Gene Ontology annotation, cellular component: endoplasmic reticulum membrane. Gene Ontology annotation, molecular function: dolichol kinase activity. Gene Ontology annotation, biological process: dolichyl monophosphate biosynthetic process. The transcript has 7 exons. The coding region runs from base 155 to 1564 and encodes 469 amino acids. The record is from RefSeq and is a predicted model, not a curated record.